This is a messenger RNA of Arachis stenosperma, 3049 nucleotides long. Its product is annotated as probable E3 ubiquitin-protein ligase RHG1A. Bases 560 to 2722 code for a protein of 720 amino acids. NCBI's taxonomy places the organism in Eukaryota, Viridiplantae, Streptophyta, Magnoliopsida, Fabales, Fabaceae. The record is from RefSeq and is a predicted model, not a curated record. Gene Ontology annotation, molecular function: ubiquitin protein ligase activity. The transcript has 6 exons.
UCUCUCUUUCUCUUUCUCUCUCUCUUGUUGGGUUGUUUUUGUAAAUUGAAGAUUACUGUCUCUCUUUAAUCUCCCCUCACAUUUUUUCAUUCAUAUCUAAUUUUUAUAAAUCUUUUUUUGUUUGAUAUAAUUUCAUUCCAUUCUUCCUCUCACCACCACCAAGAGCAGAGCAAAAAAACACCAUCUUUUUCUCCUCUUAACCCUUUCUUCAUAUCUUUCUCACUCUUCAUCCAUCUCUCUUUCUUUCUCUCUUUCUCUCCUCUAUUCUUUUUUGUUAUUUUUUUGUGCUGCCCAGGUGGGUGAAAGAGGAACAACAAAUCUAAAAAAGCAUCUACAGAGAAAAAAAAAAGGAAAAAAAUCAUCAUGGGGUGCUUUCUUUGUUUUUGUUAUUAACCAUCCUUUGAUUAUUUUUUUGUUUAUUUUGGUGAUAGAUCGGCUUUGUUUCAUUUUCACCUCGACUUGUGAACUUGUUGCAUGCACUUGGUUCUUCUUUAUUGAGGAAUUCAUAUUCAUACAUUUAAACUAUAUUGAGUUUGGGAAACUUAAAUAGAUUCCCUCAAUGCAAGGACAGCGAGAUACGAUCGGUUCCUUGCCAGAAACCUUAGAAUUUGAUUGUGGAUCAACAUCGAGUGGUGCAACCACUGCCACAGUGAAUCAGCAGAUUUGCUGGAAUAAUAUGCGGAAUCCUGCAGAUAACCGAAUACCCGAGUACAUACUUCCCCCAAGUGAUGUAAACCCAUCUUAUGUGAGCCCUUUGAAUCAUGGAUGGCAGAAUUUGAGUGGAUGGAGUUUAGGUGAGCCAAGUUACAGUAAUACUCAGAAUGAGGUUAACAUUAACAAUGACCAGAGAAGGGAACUAGGGUGGCCAUCUUCUAUAAGUUUUGGUGCUCCUGCUGGUUCAAGGCAAGAAGAACGACGUGUUGAACCGACUAAUGCUGUCUCGAUGGACAAUACUAGUACUACUAUGUAUGUGCAUGGUGCCAAUUCUCAUAUGAUGCCUCCGCAGAAUCUUAACUUGAAUGCAGGAAUGGGAGACAGUAGUAGCGCUAAUAGCCAUCAUGUUGAACAUGCUAACUUGCCAAAGUCUAUUGGACCGGUAAAUGAGCAUGUUCCUCCCCCGCUUAUUGGUUCUGGUCCUUUGAUGCUUCCUUCGGCAAGUAACAGCCUUUUGUUUGAGGAUACUGAUGGUAGACCAGGUUGUUCUGUCGACACUCGCCGUGUAUCUUGUAAAAGAAAGGCUGUUGAACGCAGUGUUGGACAAUGUUCUGAUGGUGGGAGUUCUAGCUACAGUCAGCCUACAGAUGGCAGUGCUUGGAACACGCUGCCUACUCAGGAUUAUGUUGGCGGUAGCCUUGGCAGAUCUGCUUCGGUGGAUAGGGUGAGUGCAAGACUCGGACUAAGUAUGGGGGAUGGCCCCUCUGAAAGCAUUCCUGAUUCGAAUGUUGCAGGAAACCCGGAAAGCUUCCAUAGGAACUUCCGGUUAAGGGUAAAUCCUUCAAGUCAACAAAGUUCCAUUCCUGUUCCUCCUCCCGCUGCAUUCUCAACGGGAAAUGUGAUUAGAACUUCUGGUAUUACUCCGUCCGCCCCAGUGUUGCCAAGAUUUCAUCCGGCUGAUAAUUCUCUAGAUGUGAGACCAGUACCAACUGUAGAUACUAUGAUUCCUCAAAGUCAGCCCCUUCUAGUUCAUGUUCCUGCUUUACCAAGGAAUAUGCAAUCAUUUAGGUGGGGUGGCGCUUCUAGCUCAGCAAACAACCAUUCAUCAAACUCGGCUAUACCUGCGGAUAAUAGGGACAAUAACAUACCUCAUGAGGACGCAAGCUCGAGAAGUUUGCCUAGAAACCUCUUUGAACAUCCGGUGUUUGCACCCGGAACCAAUUUAAGAAAUUUGGCUCGAAAUCCGACAAAUAGGGCUCCAAGUAGUGGAAAUUUAAGUAUUCCGGGAAAUGUUGCUGCUGCUUCUUCGUCGCGAUCUGGGUCACAUUCAGCUAUCAAUCCAUCGUCUGCCUCUCCAUGGGUUGCUCGUCCUAAUCCUCAGCAUUAUCCACGAAGGUUAUCUGAAUAUGUUCGCCGGUCUUUGUUUCCUCCUCCCGGCUCCGAGGCUGGUGGAAGUUCAAGCAGUAAUUAUCCUUCCGCACGUGGUCCUGACUCGAGGGCACUGCCAUCUGGGGCUCACCCGGGAACACCCUCGUGGUUGGAGAGGCCAGGUGAUCAUGAAUAUGGAAUUCCCUAUUCGAUACGGUCAUUGGCUGUUGCUGGUGAAGGAAAUAGUAGACUUGUGUCUGAGCUCCGAAAUGUGUUAGGACUCAUGCGUCGUGGUGGGAGCCUGCGAUUUGAGGACGUUAUGAUCCUCGACCAAUCAGUGUUUUCUGGAAUUGCUGAUAUUCAUGAUCGGCACAGAGACAUGCGACUUGAUGUUGAUAACAUGUCAUAUGAGGAAUUAUUGGCUCUGGAAGAGCGCAUUGGAAACGUGAGCACCGGAUUGAACGAGGAAACCAUAUUGAAACUCUUGAAACAGAAGAAACAUUCGGUCGAGACUGGAUCUCAGCCAGAGUCGGAAGCAGAACCAUGCUGUGUUUGUCAGGAGGAGUACAAGGACGGAGAGGAUAUCGGCACGCUGGAUUGUGGCCACGAUUUCCAUACAGAAUGUGUCAAACAGUGGCUAAAGCACAAGAAUCUGUGUCCGAUUUGUAAGACAACAGGGUUGGCAACAAAAACAACAUAAAUUUCUCUCUGGCAAGUGGUUCUAUCUUGUUAGGAAGAUUGAAGAAAAUUGGCACAAUUAGGCAGAAAAUUCUGGUUAAUUGAAGCUGAAUUCUCUUAGUUUCUUUUGGUGCAUGCCAAAAAUUGACCUUUCUUUUUAUUAAGCCUUAGCUGAAUUUUAUUAUUAGCAUUUUUGUCUCUUUUUUUCACCCCUUAAUUUAUCUAAGCCGAUGAUCUCUUGAUUAAGGGUGACAGAUGAGAUUAUUGGUGUGGAUGGAGGAGUAUUUUAUUGAACUAUUAGUUGAUAAAGCUUGUUUUACCUUUAUUAAUAUUUUUUUUACAUUUCUUA